Messenger RNA from Pseudogymnoascus verrucosus, 1464 nucleotides. RefSeq lists its product as uncharacterized. The transcript is spliced from 2 exons. Bases 298 to 1458 code for a protein of 386 amino acids. The record is from RefSeq and is a predicted model, not a curated record. NCBI's taxonomy places the organism in Eukaryota, Fungi, Ascomycota, Leotiomycetes, Thelebolales, Thelebolaceae.
AUUGAACGUCUAUCUCAAACGACAAUACCGGCGUGGGUAUGGCCCAGGAUUUACUGUAUUAUUUCGAGGAGUGGGCUAUUCUGUGAGACCUUAGCCCCUGUCGCAGCCUUAACGCGCCCCACUUGCCGCUGUCACGACGACCACGACGAUCAUCACCACCCCCUCAUUUACUUCCCACUUACCAACCAACAAGGGCUGUAUUUUAGGUCUACGAGAAGUUAUAAAUGAUUUGUUGUACAUACGAUAGGCAUAUCGGAAUAUCAACGUCAGCGGUCUGUUCCUCCAGCUCUCCCACCCAUGCCGAGUCUCAAAAGAUGGCUCCGAAACAACCUGUCGUGGAGUUCUACUCAGGCAGAGCCAGUCCUAGAUCCUCUUCCAUUCCUUCCUGUUGAAAGACCGAGUAUUUUAACACCGUCGCCAUCGAAGGAGAACCUCGCGUCAUCAAUGGAUAGCUAUGGCUACUUCCAGCAUCUCCCAUAUGAAAUACGUCGGCAGAUCCUUACCGAGGCGCUUGGCGGGCGCACCUUGCACGUGGACCUAACAUAUCUCAAUCGACCUGUCCGUAAGAAAGGAAAAUAUAUGAUUGGAAAAGAUGGGGCUUAUGCGUAUGCGAAAAGCAAAACCUGGGGGUGGUACUCUUGCGAGUGCCACCAGACUGAUAGUUUGUUGCCGGAUGGCAUCCCCCGCAGAAACUUCGGCGAGGAACGAUGGAUCACGAAUCAGAGGAAACUUCCAUGUGCUGGUGGAUGCAAAGAUGGGCGGAAUCAUAGAGAGUGUGGGCCGGAGGUGGACGACAAACAACCUCUGAGGUGCCGCGUUAACGCUAUGGGAUGGAUUUUGGCGUGCAGACAAGCGUAUGCUGAUGGUGUUGAUAUUCUGUUCUCAACGAAUAAUUUCCACAUGGAUAAUUUCGACCUGCUACUACACCUUCCACGCUUAAUUCUGCCCCAGAGAUUACGAAGCAUCGAAUCUAUGGAAGUUUCCUGGACUUUUAGACCUACAGCGACAACGGACAAACCAUUGAACGUUCUUUGGAAUGACCCUACGACGAAAGACUCGGCGCUACAUGAGCUGUGCCGGAUGGUCCCAGAAUUAUUUCCCCGCGUUCGCCAACUCGACAUAAACAUCCUUGGCGAAUUGAGACUAAGGCCAGAUACCCACAGCACAGUUAUCGAUUUAGGUGGCAUAGAAACUGUCUUUCUGGGCCCUAUUGAAGACAUGGUACGAGCUCUAGGACCUGGACGAGAAGUAUGCAUCGCUAUCCAGCAGACGGUUUUUCACAUCUUGUUCAUGGAGAAGCUAGAAUUGUACGGCCAAGACCUCAAGCAGGAUAUUUAUAAUCCGUAUAAUAUUCGCUUUUGGAAGGAGCUUGAUCCUGAUAGUGGGUUGGGGUACUGGAUUUGCGAUGGGGCUCCUGAUCAAUGUCAAGUGGGGAACAUCUAUUUCAAUAAUUACUAAGCUGUG